Messenger RNA from Solea senegalensis (Senegalese sole), 2082 nucleotides. RefSeq lists its product as uncharacterized. The record is from RefSeq and is a predicted model, not a curated record. Bases 121 to 384 code for a protein of 87 amino acids. The transcript has 2 exons. Lineage: Eukaryota; Metazoa; Chordata; Actinopteri; Pleuronectiformes; Soleidae.
CCAAAAACAACAACAAACAAACAAACAAUAGACUGAGGCAAAUGCUCUGUCGGGGAAUAUAAGAGGAGAAACACACGCGCACGUUUGCAUCUGUGACUGAAGAGGCUGAGCAGCAACAACAUGGAUCUGUCCUUCAUGGCCGCGCAGAUCCCAGUCAUGACGGGAGCUUUCAUGGACUCCUCGCCCAACGACGACUACAGCGGCGAGCACUCGCUGUUCAACUCGUCCGCCAGCGUCCACGCCGCCGCCUCGGCCGCCUCGGUUCACGGGCAGCAGGACGAGUCGCAGCCCAUGUCCAGCGACGCCAUCUGGCUCUGGAUCGCCAUCGUUGCCACUAUUGGAAACAUCGUGGUGGUGGGCGUGGUCUACGCCUGCACUUUCUGAUGAGCAAAGACGUGUGGUGACAAAGACAGACUCUGGAUCUCUGGAGAGUGAGGCCUCACUUUGCCGAUACACAUGCUCUCUCUCUGUCUCUUUCUGUCUCUCUCAGUUUUGGGCCCCGAGGGUGUUUAAGUUGUGAUACUAAAGAAUGACAUAUAGACGCUCAUAUUUCUUCAUCUGAGGAAAAGACUGGAACUUGGCUACAUUUGUAGUCAACAGCAGGAAGUCUGAGAAGAAGCUUCUUUUUUUCUGUGUGUGUGUGUGUGUGUGUGUGUGAUAGCUCUUAGAGACGCCAUCCUAAGUUUGUUUCCAUGUUUUUAGACAACAGCCUUACUUGAAAUGCAGAGAGAAGAAUGGAGAUUAAAUAGAGCUUAAGAUUCAGGUUGAUCCACACACACACACACACACACACACACACCAGGCAGUUGCAAAGCAGUGCUGUUUAAUUAUGCGGCUGAACAGAGAUGGUGUUUGUUAAAAAAUUUAAAUAAAAGUCCUGGGUUUAUUUUUCGUGUUAGGGAAACCCUUAGGGUGAGAACGUAUGGGCUCAUUUAAGGACUCAUCUGUGGACAAAACAUACUAUGGACACAGAUCAUUAGUGUUUAUGAUAUGUUUUCUGAACAAUGGUUCACACAGUCACAUUCGUGGGGGUUAAAAUGAUCCCUUUUCAGUAAUAUUCACUAUGCAGGGAUCAUCAGAAAGUCAAAUUAUAAAUGUCAUGGUGGGUUCACUUAUGUUUAAAUCUUAUCUACAAGUGAAUAGACAUUGAAGCACAACUUCUGAACGUAUUCACUGCAUUUGUUUUUGUCAUUAUUUAGAAAUGUCAAUGUAGGUCAACUGCAGAAGAUACGAUUUCCCAGUGUUGCUGAUUAUGUCAGGGCAGACGAGGGGAAAGUGGUUUAGCGUCUGUUUCCAAAAGUAAGGUAACACUGACCCGGUCUCUCGUGAAGUUUGUGAUGAAUGUGUACCAAUGUGAGUCGGAAGUGAUGAUUAUUCCGUAAAUUAGAUUUGUGUUCCUGUGGAGGCUGGAGGCAGCUGUCUCCAUGGCAACUAAUACUCGCCCUAAUUGGGAACAAUAGCAUUACUUUCCGUCUCAAACUUAAAGCCGCAGCUACACGUGCAAUUACACUGUUUCAAAGAGAAAACUAUACAUGGCACUGCGUUUAUACAUCCUUUAUUGCUUGUAGAAAUUGCCUUUAAGUCUGCUAAGCGAUGUUCAAGCUUUGCUGACUGUUUAUCCCUCCCUGUUUUUUUUUGUUUUUUUAAACAUGGACUACAAAAGUGAAUAAAACAAUAUUGUUUUGUUUUGUUCCAUAUGUGCAUUCAAAGACAGCAAAUUGUUUUUCUGUUAAUUACUUUCUGGUCUACAUAUUUAGACAAUACUGAGAGAGGGGGGAGUUGUUUAUUUCAUUUUCUUUGCCAUUAAUAUUUGUCCUGGGAUUUCGAAGUCUCCGUUAUUGUGCUUUAGAUUAAAGAAUACAAACCUGUGUUGUAAACACCAUUAUCUGUUCAUAAUUGUUCAUACACUGUAACAAACAAAUACUGUAUCAACUGUACCAUGGAAACCAGACGUGCACUAAUCUCUUGUUAUUAUGAGUGUUCAUAUACGAUGUUCAAAGGAGGACAUUUAAAGCCUGAUAUUUUUUAAUAAAUGGUUGAUGUAGAAACAUUUGAACCUGUUGUAAACCACAUGCUCAACCA